Molecule: messenger RNA, 1978 nt
Organism: Lentinula edodes (shiitake mushroom)
Lineage: Eukaryota; Fungi; Basidiomycota; Agaricomycetes; Agaricales; Omphalotaceae
Exons: 1
Coding region: 1-1581 (526 amino acids)
Biological process (GO): regulation of DNA-templated transcription
Molecular function (GO): DNA-binding transcription factor activity
Source: RefSeq, a predicted model, not a curated record
AUGACCUCUCCAAUGGAGUCGUAUGCCAAUGUUUAUCGAUGGGUACAUUCCCCAAAUGUUCUACUAUCUUGCUCUCCGUCAUCAUCAUCGUCGUCGUUGUCGUCGUUGUCCGCAGACAAAUCUGGUUCCUCGAUAUGUGACAACGAAUCAGAACUAAUACCUCAUGGUUACAGAAUAUCCAGGUCGCCGCCGCUCAUCGUGCCUUCCGAAACCAACCCUAGACCAAGAAACCUCGUCGAAAUUUCCGCCUCAUCGAGCUUCACUUAUCAAACAAACUCGAGCCAAGAUGUUCUGCCUACUCUGAAUAACUCGGCUGCUUCUUCUAACCCGUCUACGGCUUCGCGCAAUGGUUUUAGCUCACCUGAUGCAAUAUCGAAACCAUCUUCCUCAGCAUACUCACUAGCUGCCCACUAUGGCAUUCCACAAGCACUGCCUCGGCCGCCACGUACAUCACCUCGCACACUAGUGUCGCAGGAGAAACCUUUGCCAGACUUUGAGUCCCUCAGUCGAAAUUACCUAUCUAUGUUAGCAAAUAAACCAACUGAUAAUACAUUGAGCCACGCUGCACUUAUCAAUAACACUAUGUCUCCGGUACAUGUUCCAGCAGAGAUGCCUGCGGUCUCUCAAAUCGAGGACGAGGAGGCGGCUUUGAAAGCCGUCGUCGAUACCCUCAUAGGUACACCAAUUCCAAUCUCGUCGUGUACUUCGGCUGAUUCACUCGACGACUGGUUCGCAGCUUCUCCACAGUUUCAAAAGACUGGAAGCUUCAACGAGUACCUCUCGUCUCCUUUCAGCACACCAUACGACGACUUCAACACCUCUCCGAUGGAUGACUCUCCCUUUGCACCGGAUCUUAGCACCCCCAUAAUGGAUGCUAUUGAUGAGGAGUUCGGCUGGUCUGGAAUGGUCGGUGGAAUGGACGAACCAAUUUUUACCGAUGCGGUGUCUGAUCUAUAUGACAUGCUUGUCGUGGCCGAACCUGCGAAGCAGGUAGCACCUGUCGAUUCAGUGGCAGAGUUGCUCAACAGCAAACACUUGUAUACCAUUCCUCCUUCCACGCCAGCCCUCGAGUCUGUUGACAGCCUUUACCCAUCACCACGCUUACCUUCUGUCAGCGCUCCUGCAAAACCCGCUCCUCCUCCUAUCCCUUCUUCAAGUCGCAAGGUGUCAUAUGCGACCGGCACUCGUCGCAACAUUACGCCAGAUGCUCUCCUUCCUCUUGAUGCUCCCACUCAGGCUCGUCGAUACGUGGCUCCGUCUUCCACGUCCCCCAAAGAAGUUUCCACCAAGAAGCGGUCUCGCUCGGAGGCAUUUGCUGAUGAUGACGACGAAGGACAUGAAGACGAGUCCAAAGCUCCAGGUCCAGACGCCACUGAGAAGGAGAAGCUCGAGUACAAACGUCGUAUGAGCACGAUUGCGGCGAGGAAGAGCAGGAGGAGAAAGCUUGAGCACAAGUUAAUGCUUGAAGCGAAAGUGGAGGCGCUGGAGAAGGACACGGAGAAGUGGAAGACGAGAUGCAAGGUCCUUCAGGAGGUUCUGAGGAGUCAUGCCGUUGACUUCCGGUUCGAGGACGAUGAGUAACCGGGAUGAUCUGAUGACGCCUUUCCUUCUCGUUCUUUUGUCUGCACCUCUGGCUGUCGUCUUUGCUUUCGUUCUUAUAUCUAUCAUCGUCAUAUCCCUUGUCCAUUGUACACACAUUCGUCUUUGAAAAGUCACCCUUCGAUGCCCUUGUAUUAUAGAUCAUUCCUUCAUCAUCAUUCCCAUCCUCAAUUGUUAUGAGCAUCGUCGUACCCCCUUCCCUUACACACAGCAAAUUCUAUGUCUUUUCGUUUACUUAUGAUCCAAUCCAAUUCCGAAUACCUACAUACAUAGCUAGUAGUGUCGAAUAUGAGAAUCUUGUUUACCUAUAUCUAGUGUUGUAAAAAAUUACAAGUACUUGUGCGGUUCACUUGAGGGCUCGCGAUACAAAAACAUGUCC